AAUUUAAACUUUAAAAUAUAUAAAAAUUGUUUUUAUAUAAUUUGUACUAACAACAAUAAAAAUAAAUAAAUAAAAGUAACGGAUACAAACAUGGCCUUAAUUUCACUACCUUACCUUCCUUCAGUCUUUCUCUUUCUUUGUCUCCUCGACUCAGUUACUCUCUCUCUCUCUCUCUCUCUCUCUCUCUCUCUCUCUCUCUCUAUAUAUAUAUAUAUAAUACACACACAUGUAUCAGUCACUCAAUUGCGAAGUAGAUUUCUGGGAAAUGUAGCAUGCAGUAGUGAAAAAUGGCUAGGUGUCACCGAAACGAUGUGGGUUCUUUGAUUCUCGACCGACCCGCCGCCGCACCAGUUUCCUCCGGCGGACAACACUUCCGGUUAUGGUCUACAUUUUCAGCAGCCUCAUUCCGAAGAAAAAUAUUUGACGCUGUCAGUUGCGGUGGUAGCUCUCGCUAUCGUCACCACAACGAUGAGCAUGAAGCUUCUCCGAUUAAGGAGAGUGAACGAUCAGUGGUCGUUGAGAGCUCGAAAUCGGAGAAGGUAGUGGUGGUGGAGAAAGCUAAGGUGAAGAGUAAAGGUAGUAAUGGGAAAUCAGAGAAGUUAUUGGAUCUUCUCAACUUGGCUGAGUGGUCGGAGAGUGAAGCUGACGCUGCUACGACGAAGAAGAAAGUUGAUGCGUUGGAGAAACUGAAGCGCGUGGUUAGGGAUUUGCAGGUUGAGAGGAAAUUAGAAGCGGCGCGUGAAGUUAGGUUGCUUGCGAAGGAAGAUUUGGAAGCGAGAGGGACUCUUGCUAUGCUUGGAGCGAUCCCUCCACUUGUUGGAAUGCUCGAUUUCGAAGACGAUGAUACUCAGAUCGCUUCUCUCUAUGCUUUGCUCAAUCUUGGAAUCGGAAACGACGUGAACAAAGGGGCUAUUGUCAAAGCAGGGGCAGUUCACAAAAUGUUGAAGCUUAUAGAAUCACCGAAUUCUCUAAACCCAUCAGUUUCAGAAGCUAUAGUAGCAAAUUUUCUAGGUUUAAGUGCAUUAGAUUCUAACAAACCCAUCAUUGGAUCUUCUGGUGCUAUUCCUUUCUUAAUUAAAACUCUCAAAGAUUUAGAGAAUAGCACUAGCUCACAAGCAAAGCAAGAUGCUUUGAGAGCCCUUUACAAUCUUUCAAUCUUCCCAUCAAAUGUUUCAUUUAUUCUGGAAACUGAUUUGAUCCCAUUUAUGUUUAGUUCAUUGGGAGAUAUGGAAGUGAGUGAGAGAAUUCUUUCAAUUCUGGGCAAUGUAGUUUCAACCCCUGAAGGCCGGAAAGCAAUCGGUGUUGUUCGUGAUGCUUUCCCUAUUUUGGUUGAUGUGUUGAAUUGGAAUGAUUCCCCUGCAUGUCAAGAGAAGGCAUCCUACAUUUUGAUGGUUUUGGCUCAUAAAACUUAUGGGGAUAGGCAAGCCAUGAUUGAAGCUGGAAUCGUUUCGGCUUUGCUUGAAUUAACACUCUUGGGUAGUACAUUGGCUCAAAAGAGGGCUUCUAGGAUUUUGGCUUGUCUAAGAGUGGACAAAGGAAAGCAAGUUUCAGAAAGUUUUUGUGGGAAUUUGGGUGGCUCUACAGUUUCUGCACCAAUCUGUGGCUCUUCAUCCUCUUCGGCGAAUCCAAACAUGGGUUCUGCAGAGUGUAUGGAAUUGGAGGAUAUGAUGAGUGAAGAGAAGAAAGCAGUGAAGCAAUUAGUUCAACAGAGCUUGCAAAACAACAUGAGGAAGAUAGUGAAGAGGGCCAAUUUACCACAAGAUCUAGUUCCUACUCACUUCAAGUCACUCACAUCGAGUUCAACUUCUAAGAGCUUGCCAUUCUGAGUAACUCAACCUGAAGAUUGAUAAGAAGAGUAUCUGAAGUUAGUUUUCUCUUUUCAUGUACUUAGUAUUAUUAAUCAAGCUUCUAAUAGUCUUUUUCUACCUUUACUUUUUUGUUAGUGUAUGAAAUAGUUAUAUCCUUGUUUAUCAAAAGUUAAUAUAAAAUUAUAGUUGUUAUA
Cannabis sativa is the source of this 2002-nucleotide messenger RNA. Its product is annotated as U-box domain-containing protein 12-like. Gene Ontology annotation, molecular function: protein binding. NCBI's taxonomy places the organism in Eukaryota, Viridiplantae, Streptophyta, Magnoliopsida, Rosales, Cannabaceae. The transcript is spliced from 2 exons. The coding region runs from base 288 to 1826 and encodes 512 amino acids. The record is from RefSeq and is a predicted model, not a curated record.